This is a messenger RNA of Cydia fagiglandana, 2038 nucleotides long. RefSeq lists its product as uncharacterized. The record is from RefSeq and is a predicted model, not a curated record. Gene Ontology annotation, cellular component: membrane. The transcript has 13 exons. Gene Ontology annotation, molecular function: phosphatidylinositol bisphosphate binding. Lineage: Eukaryota; Metazoa; Arthropoda; Insecta; Lepidoptera; Tortricidae. The coding region runs from base 54 to 2006 and encodes 650 amino acids.
GGUACGUUUAGCGAUAGGAGCUUUCGAAAUCGGAUCAACUGUAUUUUACCACCAUGGGUGUGACGGUGAUUGAGGAAUUACCGAAGACGGGCUUCUUGAAAUUUAGACAUGACCAACUGUUUCAAGUGCGGAAACUGUUCAACUUGGAAAAACCUGGAAGAGUAAAGGAAGCGAUAGAGUUGCUGAGAGAAUGGCUGGAAAAGCAGGAUCAUUUCAAUAAGAAAGAUUUUAGUGAUGCCUAUUUAGAGUUACUUUUAAUAACUUCCAAAGGUUCCGUGGAGCAUGCUAAGUCACGAAUUGACAAGCUAUGCACAUAUAGGACAAUCUGGCCCCAGUUCUUCACAGCCAUCGAUAUCAACUCCUUCAAAGAAAAUUUCAAAAUAUUUAAUAGCUUAGUACUGCCAGAAGUAACAGAGGACUACUCCAGAGUAAAUAUAUUUAAAAUAAAUAGCAACGUACCAUUGCAGGCUGACAUAGUCUUGACUUACAUCAAGUUUUCAAUCAUUGUAUGUGAAUAUUGCAAAGUUCACGAUUACCCCAGCGGAUUUAUAGUUGUAUUGGAUUACCAGGACGUAAACCUGUUGGAUUUGCUUGCUAUCCUCAGUCCCGCCCAAAUACAGCAAAUGGUCAAUUUGUAUAUGGAAGGAUUCGGCAUGCGUAUUCGAGGUAUCCACCUGAUAACAACCUCAAAGGUAUCCGAUGCUCUGAUUUCGCUGUUAAAACAAGUGAUGAGCAAGAAAAUCGGCAGCCGGAUUCACGUACACAGAAACCAUGAGAGCCUAUAUGACUUCAUUCCUAAGAAGAUCUUGCCGGUUGAUUAUGGCGGUGAUGCGGUGCCUUUGAGUGAAAUGAUGGAGGACUUCCUUCAAGAACUUAGUAAGAAGGAGCACAUAGAAUAUAUGAAGGAAAUUCAGAGCGCAACUGUUGACUUAAAGAAAAAGCCAAAAGAUAGCACCAUUGAUGAAAUGGCAAUGACUGGGUCUUUUAGAAGUUUGACCGCCACACCCGGUAUACCGCUUUUUCAGCAUUUUCAGAAAAUAUUUUUCAUCAUGGGCGUAACCGUUAUUGAGGAGUUGCCGGUACGUGGCUUUUUCAAAGUGAAGCCCGACCAAUUAUAUGAAGUUAGGAAAUUGUUUAAUUUGGAAAAACCUGAAAGGAUAAAGGAAGCCAUACAGUUACUGAAAGAUUGGUUGCAAAAACAGGACUAUUUCAACAAGAAGGAUUAUCCUGACGAAUACUUGGAAAGGCUUCUAAUUCUCAACAAAGGGUCUGUGGAGCGCGCCAAAUCAUGCUUCGACAAGUUAUGCACGUUUAGAACGAUUUGGCCUCAGUACUUCACCGCGGUUGACAUCAAUUCCUUUAGAGAAUAUUUUAAAGUAUUUAAUAGCAUAGCACUGCCGGACGUGACACCCGAGUAUGCCAGAGUAAACUUGUUUAAAAUAAACAGCAACGUACCAUUGGGUGCCGACCUUAUCAAAGAAUAUAUCAAGUACUCAAUCAUUCUGUGUGAGUACAUGAAAAAGUACGAUUAUCCAAAUGGAUUUGUUAUUAUGCUAGAUUACCGAGAUGUUAAUCUAUUAGAUUUGCUCGCAAUUCUAAGCCCUUCACAACUUCAGCAGAUGGUGCAUUUAUACAUGGGAGGAUUUGGGAUGCGUAUUCAGGGUGUUCAUCUAAUAACGAAAUCGAAGGUAUCAGAUGCAAUAGUUUCGCUCGCUAAGCAAGUGGUGAGCAAGAAACUCGCAGACAGGCUGCACGUUCAUCGAAGCUUGGAUACCCUGUAUGACUUCAUUCCUAAAAAAAUGUUGCCGGCAGAAUACGGCGGUGAUGCCGAACCUUUUGAUGUAAUGAUGGAAAAUUUCUUCAAGGAGCUCGGUUCCAACGACCAUAUAGAAUACAUGAAGGAGACCCAACAAGCGACGGUUGACUUGUCCAAAAAGCCAAAAGAUGGCGCCAUUGAUGACUACAUGGGCAUGUCAGGUUCCUUUAGGACUUUGAGCGUUGACUAAGUGUUCAAAGUGGAUGCUCAACUGGCGGCGAG